Molecule: messenger RNA, 255 nt
Organism: Sordaria macrospora k-hell
Lineage: Eukaryota; Fungi; Ascomycota; Sordariomycetes; Sordariales; Sordariaceae
Source: RefSeq, a predicted model, not a curated record
AUGACCGAAAUCACCAAGCAAUACGAGCAAGACAUCCGCGAUUACGCCCAGGUCUCGGAGCCCAAGAUCGCCGAGGCCGGCCGGAUGGGCGAGUCGAUGCUGUGGAAGAUUUCGAGCAAGAGUUCGCGAGACAGCCUCAUUUCAAGUAUUUACUACAAAGUGAAGCGCCUGGCGGAUUCCGUUGAGUGGGGCCUGACUAUUGAUAUCCCGAAGGCGAGGGAGGAGCUGGAGAAGGAGAUCGCGAGGGCUUCUUAA